AUGGAAAACAAGAGAGAGGAUAAUGUAGAUGAACAGAGGUUCAACUGCAUGGUGUGUAUGUGUCCCAGAUUGAGAAUGGUAUUUGGAGUCUGUCAACAUAAGUUUUGUGCUGAUUGUCUUUAUAAUCAAGAUGGCUCACUUAGAAUUUCCUCUUGCCCUAUGUGCAAUAAAAUUGGUCAGUUUCCAUUGGAAAGGCCCAUUAUUCCUGAUGAUAAUAUUGAAAUUCAGAAGAGACUUGGUAUUGUGGAGUGUCCAAAUGAAGGCUGCUCAUAUGAAAUGUGGGUCUGGGAUCAAGAACAUCAUUUAAGUGAAUGCCCCAACAGACAGCAGCUGGUUACAAAAAAGAAACCUAGCAAUCGAAAGAAGGAUCAAAAUAAGACUCGGAGGCAAUACCUGCAAAGGAAGACUAAAGCUGUUUUACGGAGGAGCACUAGACACAUGCAAAGGAUUGGUGCAAAUCAAAAAUUCUUUUUUUCGUUUCUUUUUUCUUUGCUUUUUUUUUUUUUUUUUUUUUCUUUUUCUUUUUUUUCGUUUUUUUCUUUUUGUUUCUUUUUUCAUUUUUUUCGUUUCUUUUUUCUUUUUUCGUUUCUUUUUUCUUUUUUCAUUUCUUUCUUUUUUCGUUUCUUUUUUCUUUUCGUUUCUCUUUCUUCCUUUUCUCUUUCUUUCUCUUUCCUCUUUUCUUUUUCUUUUCUUAUCUAA
Molecule: messenger RNA, 699 nt
Organism: Acanthosepion pharaonis
Lineage: Eukaryota; Metazoa; Mollusca; Cephalopoda; Sepiida; Sepiidae
Source: the annotation of a GenBank genome assembly